CUCCGUCCUCCCUGCCGGCAGCGUGGGCUGCUGUGCCUGAGACCCGGGGAUGGCGGCGGUGGCUUCGCGGGCGCGCGGGCUUCUGCGGCUCCGAGCUGCUGGAGCGGAGCGGCGGUGGUGCGGACUGCGCUGCACUGGGCUGGUGCAAGGCUUUCUGCAACCCGGGGGCGAGGACGCGACCCAGAAGCGGCGGGUGGCCCACUUCACUUUCCAGCCGGACCCGGAGUCCCUGCAGUAUGGACAAACUCAGAAAAUGAACCUCUUCCAGUCAAUAACAAGUGCCUUGGAUAACUCAUUGGCCAAAGACCCCACUGCAGUAAUAUUUGGUGAAGAUGUUGCCUUUGGUGGAGUUUUCCGAUGCACUGUUGGCUUACGAGACAAAUAUGGAAAAGAUAGAGUGUUUAACACCCCAUUGUGUGAACAAGGAAUUGUUGGAUUUGGGAUUGGAAUCGCCGUCACUGGUGCUACGGCCAUUGCGGAAAUCCAGUUUGCCGACUAUAUCUUCCCCGCCUUUGAUCAGAUUGUCAAUGAAGCUGCCAAGUACCGCUAUCGCUCUGGUGAUCUUUUCAACUGUGGGAGCCUCACCAUCCGGGCCCCAUGGGGUUGUGUGGGCCACGGGGCUCUCUACCAUUCUCAGUGUCCGGAAGCCUUUUUUGCCCAUUGCCCAGGAAUCAAGGUGGUUAUACCCAGGAGCCCUUUCCAGGCCAAGGGACUUCUACUGUCAUGCAUAGAAGAUAAAGAUCCAUGUAUAUUUUUUGAACCUAAAAUUCUUUACAGAGCAGCAGUGGAACAGGUCCCGGUUGAACCCUACAAGAUCCCCCUGUCCCAGGCUGAAGUCAUCCAGGAGGGCAGUGAUGUGACUCUCGUUGCCUGGGGAACUCAGGUUCAUGUCAUCCGGGAGGUGGCUUCCAUGGCACGAGAAAAGCUUGGAGUGUCUUGUGAAAUCAUCGAUCUGCGGACAAUCACACCUUGGGAUAUGGAUACAGUUUGCAAGUCUGUGAUCAAAACAGGGCGACUGCUGAUCAGUCACGAGGCUCCAUUGACAGGCGGCUUUGCUUCCGAGAUCAGCUCCACCGUCCAGGAAGAAUGUUUCUUGAACUUAGAGGCUCCAAUAGCUAGAGUGUGUGGAUAUGACACUCCAUUUCCUCACAUUUUUGAGCCAUUUUAUAUCCCGGACAAAUGGAAGUGCUAUGAUGCUCUUCGCAAGAUGAUCAACUAUUGACCAGAGAGAAAACCUGGAAGAUUAUGACUAGAUUUGGAGAUAUUUUUCUGAACUUUUUUUAUAUUUCCUUAGACUUCUUUCUUCUUAUACAUAAUUUAUGAAAUGAACUAUGACGGAUAUUGGCUGAAGAGCUGCAAAUCACUUGUUGUGUUAAUAUGAGUGGAUUGGGGGGAUUGAGCGUGUUAAAGAGCUCCAUGGCAGCCUUAUGAUUAUUUCAUAACUAUGAAUAUUGGGUAGUGUUGUAUUCAAUAAAGCAAAAUCGCAUUGCCUUCAAA
Arvicola amphibius (Eurasian water vole) is the source of this 1497-nucleotide messenger RNA. It is a transcript of the gene Bckdhb, whose product is annotated as branched chain keto acid dehydrogenase E1 subunit beta. The transcript is spliced from 11 exons. Gene Ontology annotation, molecular function: catalytic activity. Gene Ontology annotation, biological process: branched-chain amino acid catabolic process; response to nutrient. Bases 50 to 1222 code for a protein of 390 amino acids. Lineage: Eukaryota; Metazoa; Chordata; Mammalia; Rodentia; Cricetidae. The record is from RefSeq and is a predicted model, not a curated record.